AUGAUGUGCCACAACAAAUUUCGUGCAUGGCUUGAAAUACCUCCCUGUGGUACUUUAGAUAUUUUACUACUUGGUAAAUCCAAAUUUGGUCUGAACAUAAUUGAUAUAUCGGCGAAAUUCACACAAUGUCAAGUUGUUUUAAGAAGCAAGUUGAAAAACUCAAGUUUUCCUGACAUUCGGCAAGCGUACAAGGCCAGUAGUACAAAUACUAAUGUUCAGUACGAUCGUUAUCUCAAGCCGAAGGAAGUUAUUCAAGAAAUCCGGACAGAAAAAGUUGCAAACAUCACACAUUAUUUAACUUUGCAAAGUUAA
Paramuricea clavata is the source of this 312-nucleotide messenger RNA. NCBI's taxonomy places the organism in Eukaryota, Metazoa, Cnidaria, Anthozoa, Malacalcyonacea, Plexauridae. The record is from the annotation of a GenBank genome assembly.